This is a messenger RNA of Pleuronectes platessa (European plaice), 2484 nucleotides long. Its product is annotated as ADP-ribosyl cyclase/cyclic ADP-ribose hydrolase 1. Lineage: Eukaryota; Metazoa; Chordata; Actinopteri; Pleuronectiformes; Pleuronectidae. Gene Ontology annotation, molecular function: NAD+ nucleosidase activity; phosphorus-oxygen lyase activity. Gene Ontology annotation, biological process: positive regulation of B cell proliferation. The coding region runs from base 127 to 1095 and encodes 322 amino acids. The record is from RefSeq and is a predicted model, not a curated record. Gene Ontology annotation, cellular component: plasma membrane. The transcript is spliced from 8 exons.
AACCUUCCUUUUUAACUUCUAGUGGUUGCACUCUGAGCCAUGCUGCUGGCUGUGUAACCCUCUGCAGAGCUAAUAAUUAAAGCUCUAUGGCAACUCCGGUCUGAGAAACUCAUUAUUUCAAAUCUCAUGAUAAAUUUCAACGACAUCACAACACACCCUCCACCUCCUCACCCUCCGAAGAAGCGUGGAGUUGUGCCAAUGUUGCAAGGUGUCCGCGCACGGACGCACACGGGGUCUCUCGAUAAAAUAGACGAGCGAGCACGAACAAAGUUCACUUGUAAACAAACCUGCAGCGGAUCUGCGGAGCUUCUGGAGCCCACGAUGUGCAGCCGGAGAACAUGUGUGAUUCUAGGCGUCAUCGGCGUCCUGCUCGGCGUCAUCAUCACCGUGGCUGUGGUGCUGACACUCCCACUCAAAAGAACUUUCAUCCGCAGGUGUGAGCUGUUCCCAGGGUACGACUGUGAAAACUUAUGGUCUGUGUUCCAACAAGCCUACGUAGGCAAGGACCCUUGUAACGUUCCCAUGGAAGCCUACGACCCUCUCAUCGCCGCAGCCCCCUUCAAACCGGCAUGCAACAGAAUGAUGUUCUGGAGCAAAACUAAAGACCUGGUCCAGGAUUUCACUAAGAAGCGCGGAUGUUUCCUCACCCUGGAGAAGACGUUGCUGGGAUCUGUCCUGGACGAUCUGUCAUGGUGCGGGGAGGAGGGCAGCAGCGAAACGUUCAAGAGGUUCUGCCGGAGGAAAUGCGAGAACAACCCCGUCGGCUCGUUCUGGAGAAGAGCCUCGGCUGCUUUUGCAGAUGUGGCCUGUGGUGACGUCACAGCGGUGCUAGACGGAUCCAUCGAGAAGCCGUUCGACCCCGAGAGUACCUUUGGAAGCAUCGAACUCAAAAGGUUCAAGUCCCCUAGAGUGAGAAGCCUGAAGAUCGUUCUGGUCUCACGGAAGAAGGCUUUGUCGAACUGUAUGAAUACAUCUUUGCAGGAUUUACAGAGAGAGCUGGGUGCAGGAAUUACAUACAGCUGUACAGAAAUGACUGAAUCUCAGUUCAAUGAGUGCAGCUCUGAUCCAGAGAAACCUUGCGGCCCCUGCUGGUGAAAAUGUCCAAUGACAAGAGGAAACCAAAACCUGCUGUAAAUCUACAGUUUGUUUUUCAUGAAUCAAAAUGUGCCUUUUAAAUGUAUUUAGUAGAUUUUGGGCCAGUUUGACAUAAUGUGAAAUGAUGGGUUAACAUUUUUUGUAUUUUGAAAUGAAAAGAUUCAGGGUGUGAUGAGGAGUUUUGUAGCCAGUUUAAACCACUUGUCAUCGAGGGUAAAGUUCCACUGCUUAAUGGUAAAUGAUUAUUUUUAUAUAAAAACGCUUUCCUUGUGAUUGAUAACCACAAGCUGCUCCGUCCUCAUUAUCUUUAACUGACAACCUCAGGUGCUAUCGUCAUUUCCUGUAACUUUUUUACAGUAAAAACCAUCAGACUGUAUUUAACCCCGCUACAAUUUUUAAGUAUUGAAAUGAUGCCAUUUCGCAAUAAUGUCAUCAUGGCGUUACAAUGAACAACGAUUGGUUAAUGUAGAUAAAACUAGAGAUUGUAUCUCUAAUUUUAUUGGCUGCAAAACUUAACCAGUUAUAAACUAUAUGAUGUAACGUUCUGACUUUAUAGAGACCAAGUGCCAGUAAAUAUUUUUUUUAUAUAAAUGAUUUUUUUAACUAUGCAUGACAUCCUUUUCUGAUGUCACUGAUCACAUGAUAGGGAAUAAUUUUCUCAUCAAUACAAACCAUAGAUCUUUUAUUUGACCACUAUCUUGUAAAAAUGACAUUUAACCUUUGACCUUUAUCCAAUCAGCCAAGAAAGGUUAUUUAUAAUAUAUAAUAUAAUAUUCCCUCCAGGUUUGGUGAUAAAGUGUUCAUAUGUUUCCGAGUUAUUUUAUACAAACACACACACAAGGGGAAAGAUUGUCUGUGCAAAGUUGUGUGGCAUUGUGGUACAAACUAAAUAAACUUUUCUCUGUGUUAUUCCGACUUUGGUCCAAGUGUGACAAAAAAGAAACAACUGGAUGAAAAAUGAAUGUGAACGUGCCUGAAAGAGAACGAGAGUCUCUCACCUGACAAGCCGUCAUUUAUUCUACCUCUCACUGCCAUGUGACCAUCACACCUCUCACCAAAUGUCUUUCCAUCAGUUCUUACACUAGACACGUUUCCAGGGAGCUCUGAUUGGUCGUUUACAAUAGUGGCAGUAGAUAAGAAAAUUGACACAUUUACAUGCUCUGGAGUCUGCCAUGUUGAAAGUGUCCAAGUCAAUAACGAAUCUUUAACUUUUCUUCAUUUCUGCUCCGUUCUUUCUGAUUCAUCGCUGUGCUGCUGUCAUAUUGUUUCCAGAUUAAAGUCUUGGUCUGGUCCAGCUCCACCUGUCACGUCUACAUCAGUCUUUAGGUUCAGAUUCACCUUGGGACUUUAGUUUUUAUGUGUUUUUAAUAAAAAUGCUUCUGGUUCUGA